Messenger RNA from Bombus pyrosoma, 5405 nucleotides. RefSeq names its product carboxypeptidase D-like (gene svr). Gene Ontology annotation, biological process: proteolysis. Lineage: Eukaryota; Metazoa; Arthropoda; Insecta; Hymenoptera; Apidae. The transcript has 15 exons. The record is from RefSeq and is a predicted model, not a curated record. Gene Ontology annotation, molecular function: metallocarboxypeptidase activity; zinc ion binding. Bases 136 to 5166 code for a protein of 1676 amino acids.
UACUCUGCCCACGUUCGCACUUGUGGACGUCAUCAGUACUUUUAUGCUAUAUUGACAGCGACAUCGUGAAUUGUGUAGAAUGUUUCGUUAAAGUCAAAAAGCUUGUUAUAUUCUUACGCUAAUAAAUAUUUAAACAUGGUACACGCACGUAUUAUCUAUAACAUCGUGCUACUUUUUUUCUUAAUUAUUGGAAUUAUUAAUGGCUUUGUGAUAAAUUCCGACAACAAAUUAGAUGAGGAUUUUGUCAUCCCACAUUACACAAAUUAUGAAGAGCUUCAACAGUUGUUUAAUUCAUUGGUUCUAAAAUAUCCAAAUUUGGCAAGAGUGUUUUCCAUAGGAAAAUCCGUGGAAGGCAGAGAUUUGUUAGUUAUUGAAAUUUCUGAAAAUGUUAAGGAACGAAAACUGUGUGAACCGAUGGUGAAAUAUGUUGCUAAUAUGCAUGGUGAUGAAGCUGUUGGUAGAGAAUUAUUAGUAUAUCUUGCUCAAUAUCUUUUGAAAAAUUAUGGAAAAGAUGAAAGAAUUACAAAAUUAGUGAAUAAUACUGAUAUCUACCUUAUGCCAUCAAUGAAUCCUGAUGGCUUUGAAAAAUCAGUGGAAGGAAAAUGUGAAUCGAGAAAAGAUUUUUCUGGUCGUGAAAAUGCAAAUCAUGUUGAUUUAAAUAGAAAUUUUCCAGAUCAGUUUAAUAGAAGAACUAAUUAUCUCCAACAAGGUGGCACUAUAUUAGAUGGACGUCAGAAUGAAACAGUAGCCAUGAUGACUUGGAUUGCUACAGAACCAUUUGUAUUAUCAGGAAAUCUUCAUGGAGGUGCUGUUGUAGCAAGUUAUCCUUAUGAUUCUGGCAUUCAAGGGUCUUGUUGUAUUGAAAGUAAAAGUCCAGAUGAUGAGUUAUUCAAAUAUUUAGCACACACAUAUGCAGAUAAUCAUCCAGAAAUGCGUACAGGUACCGCAUGCAGUUCUGAUGUUUUUCAGGGUGGUGUUACCAAUGGUGCAUAUUGGUAUGAAGUUGUUGGAGGAAUGCAAGACUUCAAUUAUGCUCGCUCCAAUGCACUUGAGAUAACAUUUGAACUUAGUUGUUGUAAAUAUCCGCUUGCCUUAGAAAUGCCACAAUAUUGGAGAUUAAAUAAGGAAUCUCUUAUAAAAUAUCUCGAACAAGCCCAUAUUGGAGUAACAGGUCUUGUAAGAGAUAUAAAUGGGCAACCAAUAGAAGGAGCAACUAUUAUUGUGCAUGGAAUAAAUCAUAAUGUAUCCACUACACAUCAUGGAGAAUAUUGGCGUUUGUUACUGCCUGGAACAUAUAACAUUCAUGCAGAAGCAUGGGCAUAUCAUCCAAGUGAACAAAUAAAUAUCACAGUAAAAUCGGAUGAACCAACUAUUGUCAAUUUCACUUUAACACAGGAUACUUAUGAUGAUCAAGGAAAAUUGAAGUCAGAUAAAGUUGAGGAAUUUAUUAGACCUACUGACAAAUAUGGUUUUUUCCAUAAUACGGAAUUCAAACAUCAUAAUUACAUAGCAAUGGAAAAAUUCUUGAAAGAAUUAAAUUUAAAUUACCCAAAUAUCACAAGGCUUUAUAGUAUAGGAGAGUCUGUUAAAGGACGUCAGUUAUAUGUUAUGGAAAUAACAGAAAAUCCUGGUAAACAUAGCCAAAAUAAACCUGAAGUAAAAUAUAUAGGAAACAUGCAUGGGAAUGAAGUUGUUGGCAGAGAAAUUUUACUAAUGCUGUUGAAGUUCCUUUGUGAAAAUUUUGGAAGUGACAAAAGAGUUACAAAAAUAUUAAAGAAUGUCAGACUGCAUGUAAUGCCAAGCAUGAAUCCAGAUGGUUAUGAAAUUUCUAGAGAAGAAAAUAUAUAUGAAGGAAGAACAAACGCUAAAAAUGUUGAUCUCAACAGAAAUUUUCCUGAUCAAUAUGAAACAAAUAAUUAUAAUAAAAAACCAGAACCUGAGACAAAAGCAGUAAUGAAUUGGAUUGCAAGUAUUCCAUUUGUACUUUCUGCUAAUUUUCAUGGAGGAGCAUUAGUGGCAAAUUAUCCAUAUGAUAAUAAACCAGAAUACAUGUAUGAUAAUGAAAAUCUAAGUCCAGAUGAUAAAGUUUUCAAAGCUUUAGCAUUAGCAUAUUCAAAUGCUCAUCCUAGUAUGCAUCUUGGAGAACCAUGUCCUUCAUUUUUAAAUGGACGAUCAAACACAGUACAAAAUGUAUUAGAGAAAAGCUUUCCAAAUGGUAUAACCAAUGGGGCUGCUUGGUAUUCUGUUAAUGGAGGCAUGCAAGAUUAUAAUUACAUUCAUAGCAAUGAUUUUGAAAUUACGAUAGAAGUAGGAUGUACAAAAUUUCCAAAUGCAACUGAAUUACCAGAGUAUUGGUUACAAAAUAGAGAACCUCUCCUACGUUUAAUUGAAAUGUCUCAUAAAGGAAUACAUGGAGUAAUACGUUCAUCAAUUGGAAAUCCUAUACCUCAUGCUAAAAUAUCUAUAGAAGGAAUUAAACAUGAUAUCUAUGCAGCCAAUGAUGGAGAUUAUUGGCGUCUUUUAGUCCCAGGCAAAUACAAUGUUACAGUCAGUGCAGUAGGGUAUGAAUCUCAAACGCAAAUUGCAGUGGUAUCAGAUGAUGUUAAUAUUGGAGAAGGAAUAGUAUUGGAUUUCUCAUUAAUGCGAGAUGAUCCUCAACACUGGUCAUCUGCUUAUGAUUUUCGGUUAACGACAAACUUAGACAAUAUUUAUUUAACAAAUGUCGAGUUAAGUGGUAAAUUUAAUCAAUUAGAAAAUGAUCAACCAAACAUUGCAGAAUUUCAAGCUCAAGGGGAGUCAUUAAUCAGUGUAGAUAUUCAUUCUUUAAAAGUUACACAUAAUAUGGGUGCACCAGAAGAAAAUAAAUAUCAUAUUGGUUUAAUUGGAGGUCUAUUUGCGUCUCAACCAAUUGGUAGAGAAAUGCUGUUACGAUUAGCAACUCAUAUAUUGAAAGGAAAUCAAAUUGGAGAUCCCCCUAUAGGAAGAAUAUUGAAAAACUCUGUAUUACAUUUUGUACCCUACAUAGAUCCAGGUUUUGAUAAUAUAGUACCAAAUGCUCAAGAGUGUAAUCCUAUUGUAAAUGAUGAAAUAGGCAAAAGGCUAUUGCUACAAAAUAAUAAUGCUACAUCAGAUAAAUUAAAUAUGAUUACUAAUGCAUUUAAAACAAUGUUAUCUAAUGAAGAAUAUGAUGUAAUAAUAAUAUUAGGAAGUGGAGCACUUGAAGUCAGUUAUACAGAUGAUAGCUUGAAUGUAUAUAAAACUCUGGCCAAAAAUUAUGAACAUUCAAUACAGAAAGAAACUUGCAGUUUUAUUAACAAUGAUGUUAAAAAAGUACAAAAUUAUAUUCAAAAUCAGUAUAAAAUACCAACAAUAAGUAUCAACAUGGCUUGUUGUAAAUAUCCACUUCCAGGAUCUAUUCCAACUAUUUGGCGUGAAAAUUUAUUGCCCUUGAAGCAACUUAUUCAGGGUCUGACAACUGGUGUUCGAGCAGUGGUAACAGAUACUAACCAUGCUCCCUUAAGAGAAACUGUAGUUAAGAUUGGAACCAAUAGUUACCAUGUUUCUAAAAACAUGGCUUACUUUAAAAUUAUUCUUCUUCCUGGUGAAUAUUCGUUAACAUUUGUUUGUGAAGGUUACAUAGAACAGUCUAUUAAAGUUCAUGUAGAUGAUACAAAUAUAACUGAUCUUCACAUUAAAUUGACGAAACGUCAUGUAGAAAAAGCAGAACACCAAAAAUACGAUAACGAUCAAGAGACAAAUGUUGUAAAUCAAGUUUUGAUUGAUCUGAACAAUAAAUAUUCGCAAUUAUCAACUUUACAUAUUAUUGGUAAAUCACAAACGGGCACUCGAAUAAUAUGUUUAGAAAUUGGAACUGAAAGUAAUUACAAACGCAUUGGUCGACCAUCUAUAGCCUUUGUGGCUGGUAUUUCAAGUGGUGCACCUGUAACAUCUAAAAUUUUACUUCAUUUUGCAACCUAUUUACUAGAUCGUUAUCGGAAAGAAUCUAGAAUUACAAAUUAUUUAGAUAAAUUUACGAUAUACAUUGCACCGGAUUUAUCUCAAAAUUCUAAUGAUAAUCAAACUUGUGAUUCAUUCAUUGUGGACAAUUUACAAUUUCCUAUCAGUGAUAGACUAAGUACUGAGGCAAGUACACUAAUUAAUUGGUUCAAAAACAUUAAUGCUGUAUUAGCAAUAAAUUUGAAUAUUGGUUCGCAACAUAUUGAAAUUCCAUUUGCGGGAAAGUAUGGAAAAAUAUUUGAACAGAUAUAUAACACCGAUGAUAAUGAUGUAUUACAAGAUUUAGCAUCAUUAUAUAUUAAAAAUAAGAUGAAUAUGACUUUUAAAAAUCCAGAGUGUGAUCACGAUUUAAAUAUAGAUUCUAAUGAAAUUAUUCAUGCUGGUAUGGGUAUAAGUGGAAAAAGAGAACAUUCUUUAAUGGAUUAUCUUUAUUUAAAUACGAGUACUUUGAUGCUUGAUGUAUAUGUUACUUGUUGCAACACUGAUGAUUCAAGAAAUAUAUGGGAAGAUAAUAAGGAUAGUUUAUUAAUGAUGAUAGAAAAGCUUAAUGAAGGAGUAAAAGGAUUUGUCCUUAAUGAGAAUAAUGAGCCACUUGAAAAUGCUAUUUUAUCAUACAAUAAAUCAAUGCAUCAUGUUAAAAGUGGAAUAAAUGGAGCUUACUGGUUUUUAUUCAAACCUGGUACUCAUAUUAUAAGUGCUAGCGCAUCCGGAUAUAUUCAACAGACUAAAUUGUUUAUAACAUCAGAUGUACAUAGUGUUUCGCAUUUGAUAUUUAAAUUAAAAUAUGAUGACAACUUUCUUGGGAUGCCUAGAAUUGUUUUUAUAGUUCUUAUAACCACUGUAUGUUUGGGAAUUAUUGCUUGUUCUAUUUUUAUUUGUGCCAACUGUAAAUCUUCCAAAAAUUUAAAAAGAAAUAAUUGGAAUGGAUAUGCGUUUAGUCUAUUAAAAGAUGGAACAAGCUUUUUUGAUGAUGAUGAAAAAGAAAUUGAAAUAUUUAGAAGACCAUUGAAUGGACAUAUGCAACCAAACGAAGUUACAAAACCAUAUUUUGAUGACGAUAAUAUUUCAAGUUCUGAGGAUGCUAGUGACUUAGAAUUUAUCAGGCCAGGUAAAGAAUGGGAAGAAGAGACAAAUAAAGAACAUAGAUAAUACAAUAUUAAUUUUUAAAUGAGAUGUUUUGUUAUUACAUUUAAAUUAUAUAUGAAAGUAUAAAAACUGAACAAACAAUUACUAACAUAGAAGAAAAGAAUAACAAUCUUAAAAUGGCAGCAUGUACUUUGUUUAACUUAAAUGUUGAAUUAAUUAUAUUUACUAAAUGAUAAAAUGAUUUUUUCAAAGAUCAAGAUAAAAAAUAAUAAAAACAAUAAAAAUCAUUUUAUGUAAAAAAA